Chanos chanos (milkfish) is the source of this 4877-nucleotide messenger RNA. RefSeq names its product adhesion G protein-coupled receptor B2 (gene adgrb2). The record is from RefSeq and is a predicted model, not a curated record. Gene Ontology annotation, molecular function: G protein-coupled receptor activity. Gene Ontology annotation, cellular component: plasma membrane. The transcript is spliced from 32 exons. NCBI's taxonomy places the organism in Eukaryota, Metazoa, Chordata, Actinopteri, Gonorynchiformes, Chanidae. Gene Ontology annotation, biological process: negative regulation of angiogenesis; cell surface receptor signaling pathway; G protein-coupled receptor signaling pathway. Bases 1 to 4782 code for a protein of 1593 amino acids.
AUGAACACUGCUGGUCAGCUCUGUCUGUCUGUGCUGUCGUCCCUUCUCGCACUGGCCUGGGGUGUGGAGCCGCUGGGCCAGGCUGCCCCCUGCUCCUCUCUGGUGGCGGGGGUCCUGUACGGCUCCUUCUCGCUCAGGGAUCUCUUUCCAAGUCCCCUGGCCCUUGCCUCUGGCUGCUCUUGGACAGUGGAGAACCCUGACCCCACAAAGUACACUCUCUAUUUCCGUUUCAAUCACCACGCCGGGGCUUGUUUGGCCUUCUCCCCGUUAGUGCUCCCGUUGGACCACUACCUCGCCAAUCAAACCUGUGGCCCCCCGGAGCAACUGCCGGACCCCGAGGCUGUGGAGCUGUGCCAGGAGCCUAGCCCUCACACUUUCCUCCAAUUCGACAAGAACUUUGUGCAGUUGUGCCUCACCACCCAUCCUCCCUUCGACCCAGAGGUUUCUGACGAAGGGGUAGAGGCCCGGACGAUCUCCGCGGAAACACUGAAUUUUCGGCUGGUGGAGGUUCUGCUGAUCAACAACGAGAAUUCCAGCCAGUUCACAUGCAGCAUACUGUGUCGAUGGUUUGAGGAGUGCUUGCGUUCGGGUCGGGACACGGAGGGAUGCAGUAUUACUCAAACGGGCUGUGUUUGUCCUAAUGCUGGUCCUCCAGUACCCUUGCUACCAGCCACCCCACACAAUGGAUCGCUCUACCCUGGCUCCAGCGUGCUGCUUGCCCCGCCCGAUGAUUGCUGUGUGACUCAGCUGCAUUCCAAAAAUGCCAUCGCUGUAGCGCCCAGGGAGGUCCGGCAAGACCCUGACGACGAUGACGACGAGUACAGGGUAAAGACCCAGAGGCCAAGGUCAGCUGACCAGCCGGGCGUUUUUCAGGCCCAGACAGGUGAUCCAGCUGCAGAGGAGUGGUCUCAGUGGAGUGUGUGUUCUCUGACAUGUGGGCAAGGCUGGCAGGUACGAACUCGUUCCUGCGUGUCCUCUCCGUAUGGUACGCUGUGCAGUGGCCCACUGAGGGAGACACGCCUCUGCAACAACACUGCCACCUGCCCAGGUGAGCCACAGCACCAAGCAGUGCAUGGGCUGUGGGAGGAGUGGUCUCCAUGGAGCCUGUGUUCUGUCACAUGUGGGCGUGGCUCUCGGACCCGGACCAGGAGCUGCAUGGCCCCUCAGCAUGGAGGAAAGGGCUGUGGAGGGCCCGAGGUUCAAACCAAACUCUGCAAUAUAGCGGUGUGCCCUGUGGAGGGGCAGUGGUUGGACUGGGCUCCAUGGGGGCGCUGUUCUGUGUCGUGUGGCAUCGGGACACAGCAGAGGCAGAGGAGGUGCAGUGUGUCUGUGCACGGCUGGGCUGAAUGCAAAGGACCACAUGCCGAGACACGAGAGUGCACAAACCCAGCCUGCGGGGGCGGGGGAAACUGGGGUGCCUGGAACCACUGGAGUCUUUGCUCUAAGACGUGUGAUUCAGGAUGGCAGCGUCGUUUCCGGAUGUGUGAAGGCACUGGUAUCCAAGGUUACCCCUGUGACGGCUCUGGGGAGGAGGUGCGCUCCUGCAAUGACAAGAAGUGCCCAGCCGCUCAUGAGAUUUGCAGAGAUGAGUAUCAGGUCUCCAUGACAUGGAAGAGAGCGUCUGCUGGAGAGACCAUCUACAACAAAUGUCCAUCAAACGCCACUGGAUCUGCUAGUCGUCGUUGUUUACUGGACGUUAAUGGUGUUGCUUACUGGGGUCCUCCGAGCUUCGCCCGAUGCGUCUCACUUGAAUAUAGAUAUUUACAUUUAUCUUUACGAGAGCAUCUUGCGAAGGGUCAGAGGACCCUGGCAGGGGAGGGCAUGUCUCAGAUCGUGAGGAAUCUCCUGGAGUUAAUGUCCCGUCAGAGCUAUUACAGCGGUGACCUGUUAUUCUCUGUGGAGAUUCUCCGAAAUGUGACGGACACCUUCAAGCGAGCAACCUACAUCCCAGCUCCCGACGACGUGCAGAAAUUCUUCCAGAUUGUCAGCUUGAUGUUGGACAUAGAAAACCUUGAGAAAUGGGAAGACGCUCACCAGGUCUCUCCGGGUUCUGUGCUGCUUAUGCGGGUGGUUGAAGAUUUCAUCCACCUCAUCGGAGAAGCCCAGAAGCCUUUUCAGAGUUUUCUGGUUGUCACCAACAACUUAAUCAUUACCAUCCAGCGAGAACCAGUCUCGGCCGUCUCCAGUGACAUUAACUUCCCCAUGAAGGGAAGGAGGGGGAUGAAGGACUGGGCGCGUUCUGCGGAGGACAAACUCUUCAUCCCCAAAGAGGUCUUCACCUUGUCCUCAGAAGGUAAGCAUGACGAAUCAGACGAAACUUCUUACUUUGUCAUUGGAGCAAUCCUCUAUCGUACCCUUGGGCUCAUUCUACCAGCGCCAAAAAGUCCAUUGGUGAUCAGCUCUAAGAUUCUAACAGUGACCGUGCGUCCUUUGCCCAAACCCAGUGAGCCAAUGAUAGUGGUGGAGCUAGCCCCUCUGCUCAAUGGCACGUCAGAUCCCCAGUGUGUCGUCUGGGACAACAGCAACCCAGAGGCUGACGAAGACGAAAACUGGGACACAGAGGGUUGCCAAACACUUCCAUCCCCGGCACUUCACACCAAAUGUCUCUGCAGCAAGAUCUCCACCUUUGCAGUGUUAGCGCAGAAAGCUAAAGACCCGGACAUGGGACCCUCCAGUUUGCCAUCUGUGCCCCUCAUGGUGGGCUGUGGGGUGUCCUGUACAGCUCUGUUGAUUCUGCUGCUCAUCUAUGCUGCCUUCUGGAGGUACAUUCGUUCAGAGAGGUCCAUCAUCCUUGUGAAUUUCUGCCUCUCUAUAUUGGCCUCUAAUGUGCUCAUACUGGUGGGACAGUCUCAGACGCUCAGUAAGGGUCUGUGCACUAUGACGGCUGCCUUUCUGCACUUCUUCUUUCUGGCCUCUUUCUGUUGGGUGCUGACAGAGGCGUGGCAAUCCUACUUGGCAGUGAUUGGCAAGAUGAGAACCCGCCUCAUUCGAAAGCGUUUCCUGUGCCUGGGCUGGGGUCUUCCAGCUCUUGUUGUUGCUGUGUCUGUAGGAUUCACCAGGGCCAGAGGUUAUGGUACACCGAGCUAUUGCUGGUUGUCCCUAGAGGGGGGGCUCCUCUAUGCAUUUGUUGGGCCAGCUGCUGUCAUUGUACUGGUGAACAUGCUGAUUGGAAUUGUGGUCUUCAACAAACUCAUGUCUAGAGAUGGGAUUUCAGACAAGUCCAAAAAGCAGAGAGCAGGUACACCGCUGGAGGCACGUAGCAGACUGCUCCUCAAAUGCUCCAAGUGUGGGGUGAUCUCCAGUACGGCUCUGUCCAGCUCCACCGCCAGCAGCGCCAUGGCGUCUCUAUGGAGCUCGUGUGUAGUACUCCCCCUGCUGGCGCUCACAUGGAUGUCAGCGGUGCUGGCCAUCACAGACCGCCGCUCCACCCUCUUUCAGGUGCUCUUCGCCGUCUUUGAUUCCGUCCAGGGCUUCGUCAUCAUCACCGUCCACUGUGCCAUGCGACGAGAGGUCCAGGAUGCUGUCCGCUGUCGGAUGGGCGGCUGUAAGGACGACAGUGAGAAUUCGCCAGACUCUUGCAAGAAUGGCCAGGUGCAGAUCAUGACUGACUUUGAAAAAGAUGUGGACCUGGCUUGUCAAACGGAGAGAGGACAUCCAUUCAUAUUUAAGGAGGUCAACACCUGCAACCCCGCCACCAUCACCGGCACUCUGUCACGCAUCUCCCUGGACGACGAGGACGACCCCAAGCUUGCUGCCCACCAGGAAGGGGUCAACUUCAGUAGUCUCCCAGGCAACAUCCCACCGCCCAACCUGCUGGUGCAGGUGCCUCCUCUGGGCCCCUUAAACGAGCUCAGCGAACAACCCCUGAAGAAGGAGGUGAACGUGGAACAACAGGGCCAGCGACCGAGGGCGGCACCCGUUUACCUGUGUACCGAGAGCGGACUGGGCUGGGCCCGGCCACCCCAACCCUCCACCCAGGAACCUUCUGGAGGCCCCGGCGGAGGCGGGGAAGGGGACUACAUGGUGCUGCCGCGCCGGACGGUCAGCCUCAAGCCUCCACCGCCCCCUCAGGACGAGGGAAAGCCUCUGAACAUCGCCGUGGACGACCCGCCUUUCCCGCCUCCCCCGUCACCCAUGACCCUCCACCCGGCCGAGAGCGAGGCCUACCCAGCCGACUUUGCGGCCGUGGAUCACAUUAGCAUGAACCUGAACCGAUCCUACAGCACGCUCAAACAGCUGCCCGCCCACCCCCACCCCCACGUCAACACCCACACCUUGCAGGUGAAGCAGCAGAGGCCGUCCGUCAGACAGAUCCUCACCUCAGGCACGGUGGAGAGGACCAGAACCUUGCCCCGGAACCUGGGCAGCACCAACACCAGCCUCUCCGCGGGCUCCCUGGAAAGGAAAAGAGUACGGUACUCUGAGCUGGACUUUGAGAAAGUGAUGCACACUCGCAAAAGGCACUCAGAGCUCUACCAUGAACUCAACCACUCAACCAAGUUCCACACCAUAGACAGGUAUAACAGGGAUCCUGCCAUGUCCACAUUCAAGAGGGAAAAGCGAUGGAGCAUUUCGUCUGCCGGAGGUGAAAAGAACUCUUCGAGUGAUAAAUCCACUCCAGACGAUCAGCGCUCCUGGGACAGCUUCAAGACCAUGACUCCAGAACCUUCUUGUGGCUCCACUGAGCAGAAGGACAGGCUGGAGCUACACACAAAGACCUGGGACUCCUCCUCUGCCAACACACCUGACACAUCCGAGGGAGACUUCCAGACCGAAGUGUGACGACAACGCGUUCAGAAACACUCACACGCGCAGAUACAAAACAAUCGCAUCCGCUCACAUGCAACAAAUGAUCUUCACCGAGACUUGUUCUAAUG